ACCGUGAGUUGUAGCUGGCGGCGAUUGGUGUAGAAACUCUAAACCCAGUAGCUUUAAACAGUUUUGUGGGUGGUACUUGUGUUUUCUCAGCAGAUAUUUUUCACGUGCCUACACAAAGGCUGGCGUAGGAAUGCAGCGUGGAGACGAUAGCGUCUCCCUUCUAAGAAAUACAGUCUAGCAAGGAGACAGACAAGCUCAGGGCGCCGUGGUGCCUGCCAGUGAUCUAAGAGUUCGAGGCCAGCCUGUAUAGCACAGUAAGACACUGUCUCAAACAACGCCGAAUAGGCACGUGGUUUACGUGCUUAGUACUAAGAAGGGCUGGUAUAACUGAUACAAACCCCAUGUCUUGCUGUGCUAGUAAUUGGACCCCCGAAAGAAUGAAGAAGGAAUGAGUCAGCAAGACAUGAAUAAAGAAACUACCUGUUCAGUGUGUUUGUGACUGGAGGCUGAUUGUGGUAGAUAAGGUUGGGUACAGCAGAAUCCUGCUUGUCUAUGAAAUGCAGUUAACACAUCAACUGGAGCUAUUUCCAGAAUGCAAGGUGACCCUUCUGUUAUUUAAAGAUGUAAAAAAUGCUGGAGACUUGAGAAUAAAGGCCAUGGAAGGCAGCGCUGUUGGUUCAUUAAUAAAUCCUACACUGAUUGUUGACCCAUUUCAGAUACUUGUGGCAGCAAACAAAGCAUUUCACCUCUACAAACUGGGAAAAAUGAAGACACGAACUCUAUCUACUGAAAUUAUUUUCAACCUGUCCCCAAAUAACAAUAUUUCACAAGCUUUGAAAAAAUUUGGUACCUCAGCAAAUGACACAUCAGUUCUAAUUGUUUACAUCGAAGAGGGAAAAAAACAAAUAAAUCAAGAGUACCUAAUAUCUCAAGUAGAAGGUCUUCAGGUUUCUCUGAAAAAUCUUCCUGAAAUAACGAAUAUUGCAGAAGUCAAAAAGAUCUAUAAACUGUCUUCACAAGAAGAAAGCAUUGGGACACUAUUGGAUGGCAUCAUUUGUAGAAUGUCAACAAAAGAUGUUUUUUGAAGUAUUAGAGAAAUACUAACAAAUUAUCAGCAUUAAAGAAAACACUUGUUUUUUAUUAUCUCUACAUCUCUGUAUCUUUUCAAAUGUAUUUUGUAUAAUUAAAAGAAAAAUUGCCUCA
Cavia porcellus (domestic guinea pig) is the source of this 1143-nucleotide messenger RNA. RefSeq names its product TP53RK binding protein (gene Tprkb). Bases 498 to 1025 code for a protein of 175 amino acids. The record is from RefSeq and is a predicted model, not a curated record. Gene Ontology annotation, cellular component: nucleus; cytosol; EKC/KEOPS complex. NCBI's taxonomy places the organism in Eukaryota, Metazoa, Chordata, Mammalia, Rodentia, Caviidae. The transcript is spliced from 5 exons. Gene Ontology annotation, biological process: tRNA threonylcarbamoyladenosine modification.